Messenger RNA from Trichobilharzia szidati, 1077 nucleotides. NCBI's taxonomy places the organism in Eukaryota, Metazoa, Platyhelminthes, Trematoda, Strigeidida, Schistosomatidae. The record is from the annotation of a GenBank genome assembly.
AUGCAAACCACUAGUCCUGAUACUCUGGUCUCUGCUACCCUACUGGUGUGUGCACAUCGUAUUCACGAAGCAAUUGAAUUACUGUUAAGUUAUGACAAAGUUAAAGAAGCUUUAAUUCUGGCUCAUUUACGUUUAGAAUCAUCAUCGGAAGCUGUAAUAUACACAGAAAAGUGUAUAAAACGGUUAAUUGAUCGUUCACGUUCAGCUGAAAAGUCAUUCUUUUCAAUUAUAUUGAAUAUUGGAAAUAAACGAUGGAUAAAUGCUACGAAUAUGGUACAUCGUGAAGCUGGAAUUUGUAAAAUACGACGUGGUAAAGAGAUUGAACAACUUGCUUGGUGUUGGAUUGGUAUUAAUCUUCUUCUAAAUGCAUCAUCAUCAUCAUUAUCAUCAUCUUCAAAUGAUGAUGAUUAUUUGUCAAAUGAAUGUCUGCGUUUAUCAUCAAUGUGUUUAACUGUUAGUUUUCGGCUAUUUCCAAAAGAACCGCUGUUUCUUAAUCGUUGGUAUGAAGCAUUUUCACGCCUUCUUUCAUCGUCAUCAUCAGAAAGUACACCACCAUGUCUGGGUGUGGUAUGCAGUUUAAUGUUAUUAAAUAUCGGUCAGAUUGUACAUUUCUAUAUGGCUAGAUAUGAGGAAGAGAAAGAGAAGGAAGAGGAGGCGGCGGCGAUGGUGGUGAAUGGUGAAGAAAAAGAGGGGAUGGUCUACGAAUGUCUUAAAAAUGAUUGGAUGAAAAGCAUAACUAGUGAUUGUUUAACAUACUUCAGCCAGUUGAUUGCAGAUCGUCAACCCUCUUCACUAUGGGAAGUUUGUUUAACUCAUUUCUGUAUAGAUUUUCUAUUAUUCUAUUUAAUACACAAUCAUUGUACACUGAAUAAAGUGGUGCAGCUGGAUACUCUAACCGCUUAUAUUGAUCGAUACGAGGCUAGUCGAAAGUCUUGUGAGUAUAUGAAACCAAAAGUGACAAGUUAUUUAAUUAGAGACUUAUUUUCAACUUAUAGACAGAUUUUGAUAACUAAUGGUUUGAAUACAGACUCUGAGCAAUGUUGUAAUGGUACCUUCAAUGGAUCCAUAGAAAAAUAA